Kwoniella shivajii is the source of this 819-nucleotide messenger RNA. RefSeq lists its product as uncharacterized. Bases 1 to 819 code for a protein of 272 amino acids. The record is from RefSeq and is a predicted model, not a curated record. Gene Ontology annotation, cellular component: nucleus. The transcript has 5 exons. NCBI's taxonomy places the organism in Eukaryota, Fungi, Basidiomycota, Tremellomycetes, Tremellales, Cryptococcaceae.
AUGUCCGCUGCCAAACAAACUAUCUUAGUCAUUGGUGCUACUGGUAAACAAGGUUCUGCCGUUGUCAGAGCUCUUGAUAAAUCCAAAUAUAAAGUCAUUGCCGCCACACGAGAUGCGUCAAGUGAUGCCGCCAAGGCGUUGGGUGUCGAUCUCGUUGAAGGAACUCUUGAUAAAGCCGAGGUACUAUUCAAAGAACCCAUCUAUGGUUUAUUCGUUGCUUUAGGUGACAAUGAUGCCGAGAGACACUUGGAGCAAGGUCUUUCCAUCUUCGAUGCUGCUGCUAAACACGGCGUCAAACAUGUGGUAUAUUCUGGAUUGGAGAAAGGAUUUCCUAAAGAAAGUCCUGUUCCCUUCUGGAACUCCAAAGCCAAGCUCGAAGAGGUUUUGGUCAAGCAACCCUUCAAAUGGACCAUCUUAGGUCCAGUGGGAUUCAUGGAAAACUUUUAUUGGCCAUUAUAUCUUGAUCAAGUUUCAACCACAUGGAAAACGUCCAAAGUGAAAACAAGAAAAUUAAUCGCUUGUUCAGAUAUAGGUAAGAUCGCAGCUGAAGCUUUCGAUCAUCCUGAAGAAUAUGUAGGAAAAAACCUUAGUAUCACAGGUGAUGAACUUACUCCUGAUGAAAUCAUCUCCACUUGGAAAGAGGUCACGGGUCAAGAUUUACAAGCUAAAGAAAACCCUGUUUUCCCUCCUGGUCUUGAUGUCGCUUUCGAGUGGUUUGACAACAACGAAUUCACAGCUGAUCUCGCUGAGAACAAGAAACAAUUCCCUUGGCUCACCAGCUUCAAAUCUUGGUUGGAGCAAACUCCUUUCAAGAAGUAG